CUCUUCUUGACGACAAAGACCCAUUGACAAGACACCUUCUCAAAGACUGCGGAGGUAUACCUCCAGCGCGGAACAUACGAGCAACGUCUUGAGAAGCUUACUAAGCUAGUAGCCCUUAGGGUUUCUGACCUCCGAGGUCCGUCUUCAGGCCAUUGAGUCCGGCGAGCUCCAUCUCUGAGCUCCGUCCCCUUCACACCAACGCAGCCACUACAGUGACACAAACCACGUUCCAGCCACUCUCUUGGUCGCAUCUGUGCCCUAGGACGACUUUAAACUCCAGCUCCGCUUAACUUGACACCUACGCAGUUCAUACGAGCCUGCUUCAAGGUUCAUACGAGCUUGCUUCAAGCUUCAUACACGAAGCUUUUUUGCGCGUCUGCUUGCGUGGUUUAACUUGAAGCCACUCACCAGUGAAACUCUCGGAGCUUCUUCCAGCUUCGUUCAGUCCGUUUCCUUUCUUUCAUAACAGAAUCUCCUCCUUUCACUCGUUUCAAAUGACUAAGUCCAGCAAGGGUCAUGCGAGCAAGGGCCUCUGGGGGAUGCACCUGGACGUGCUUCGCGGCACCAGCGACAAGCUCGUGUGCUUGCUGCUUCCCGACGGCAGCAUGGAGAUGUUCGGCGAAGGGAAGACCGUCGCGGAUAUCCUCGCGGCGUAUCCGGGUUACCACGUCGGAAGCCUCACGUCCUCUCGCCCGCGCCUCGCGCCGCAGAAGGCGCUUCAUCCCGGCAGCACGUACUAUCUCACGCCGGAUCUCACGCCAGGUGUAGCGGCCGCUGCCAGCAGAGGAAACGGACCGUUUUCCCCGGGGGUGACCAGAGAAGGGGUAACCCCUCAUCUACGACGCGAAAGCGCGACGUAUUUGCGAACUGCGGAAGAGUUCGGCGACGUCGCGAACGAUGUCGCUUGGUUGCGCGAAGAGCGGCCCCCGGCGCGGCGAGUGUCGCUGGACCCGGGCUCGCUACAGCGGCACGCCUCGCGAACUACUGGUGCCCGCCAGAUCCCCUCGGGGGAUCUGUUCACGGGCCGAGAUCCAUUUACAGGCCUCGCGACGACGCACGAGGAAUCGCAAUCGCAGCCAGCGCAAGUGAGCGCGUCGAUGGUGCGGGCAGCGCUGACAGGAUCCCGCAUGCACGCUUGCGAGGAGGAGCAGCCGGGAUCGUACGUUGAGCUUGGGCGAAAUGUUCCGGUCUGUGGUAACAUCGCCUGCCAGGCUCCUGAGUGCAACCCCAACAUGCUGGCAGAUUCGUCUGGUGGUGCUGCGACAUUCCCAGACUUCGCUGGGUGUUACAACAUUGACGAACGCGUAUGCGACACCCGCCGGGUUGUGCGAAAGGUCCCUGCCCUUCAUUCGGAAUUGAACUUUCGCGAGUCAUGUCGCGAAUGGGAACCCAUUCGUCCUGCCACGAGCAACCCACCUGAUCGCUCCCCCGAACCCUACAUCAACGCCACCGCGGCUUACCAUUCCCAACCGUUCCCCCAGCUUCCCGCACCGUAUCAUACUACCGCAUCUCCCGGCUUGAUCUCUUCCCGCCGUAAAAACCUCAACUUUCAUGAGCAACCCAUCAGCCAUAACGGGAUUAUUUCCCGCGUCGUCAAUCUUGCCUCCUGCGAACCCAGCAGUGGUUUCGGCUUCAGUGGCAGCCUGAUCAGCAGCGGGGUCAGUACCAGUGGCGGUGCUGGUAGCUGCGGCGGCAGCAGCCGUUUCAGCGUCCCGUCCGUGCCUUCCUCGAUCGUCUCGCGCUCCCCCUCUGCGUCCUCCUCUGCCUCCUUCUCGGUCUUCUCGUCUUCGUCCACCAUCCAGCUGAGUGGCCAGGAGCCGUAGGGAGUAUUCUCACUCGCCCUCCAUGAUCCUCCCGCUUGCCAGCACUCUUUGUGCUCGUCAGCAGGCAGUCUUGAGCUCCUACGCUCGUUAUCCGCGAUAGUAGCCCGUCGCGACCUGGAGCUAUCCGUCAGUUUUUUUUUCUGGAGCUGGCUCUGCGCUGCGUCCAGUUAAGGCAUCUCCAGACGAUUUUAGGGUACUACAGGUGAACUAGUGUUGCUGUACAUGGUACAUGGAGAGCGCUUUCUCCAUGUUUAGCGUGUUGGCGUAUAGUUGAUUUAUGUUGGAUGUUCCCGGUUGCAUUGAUUUUUAAAGCCAGAGUAAAAAUUUAGGUUGGCGGCAGUUAAAAAAUUUGAAGAUUUGAAAAAGAGGUAACCCCAUAGCC
Closterium sp. NIES-67 is the source of this 2205-nucleotide messenger RNA. Lineage: Eukaryota; Viridiplantae; Streptophyta; Zygnematophyceae; Desmidiales; Closteriaceae. The record is from the annotation of a GenBank genome assembly.